This is a messenger RNA of Cuscuta campestris, 1342 nucleotides long. Lineage: Eukaryota; Viridiplantae; Streptophyta; Magnoliopsida; Solanales; Convolvulaceae. The record is from the annotation of a GenBank genome assembly.
CGAAUUCCUUCUCUCUAAACUCCCCUGUAAAAGCACUCGUGCAUUCUCUUUAUUAAUAUAAAAAGGCUACAGGUGUUUCCACCUACAGUCUUACCGGUCAUUCUGAGUGUUUUUACUUUCUUUACUUUACUGAAUCAAGCCGACUAUUCUAGACCCGGUCUAGUAUAGUUUGACCGGUCAAGUAAUUUACACCAUCAAUAAUUGUAUGAAAUAAUUGUGUGAGAAUGAGUACUACUUUACUUUAAAAUGAGUACAACCCGGAUGUACCUAUUUCUAGGUACAACCGGCUGUACCAUAUACCUUCUCGUUUAGAAUGAUGACAUGUGGCAACUUAAGGCUCCUAAUUUGACACGCGUCCAAUGAAAGGGGAAGCUCCUUCCCUACCGAUUCUUUCUCUCAUCUUGGCGACCAUCUUCUUCCCGGAAGGAAAGAAAACCUGCAAGGAAACUAUGGAUGAUUCAACCCUAAUUCCUAGAUGCGUUAGAUCUUCACGGAAGGAAAGAAAUCUCUAUUACAGACCCAACGGCGAACUCGACGGCGGUGGCGACUCCUCAACCCGGCGGCAGUGGCAAUUCCCUGGGCUGUGCAGAUUCGGUCUCCCUUUCGGCAACGGCUCUGAACUUACGUUUCCAAUCCAUUGGUCAAAACCAUCUAAAGCCUUAGAGCUCCCUAAGCCAAGCAAUCUAAGAUUGGGAAAUUGGGACACUCCGGUUUUAUCCAAAGAGCACCUAAGUUAUGUUGCUACAGAUGCUUUUGUUUCAUGGCACCUAUAUCAGGUGUUGAAGAGCCUACCUGAUGCUCCAAUGCCAAAGCACAUGGACAGGGAGUGAGUUAUGAUUGUCAAUCAUCUUGCUUUAGUGCCAUCAUGAUUUGAUUCGGCCGGCAAUUGGGAUGACCACCAAAGAGUUUUUGGUCUGGAUGGUCAAGAUAUGUAUGUGGGUUCACAGAAUGAAAGCUUUCCAUAUGUAUAUUAUACACCAAGCUACGGGUAUGCAGAAUCUGUAUAUAGCCCUUAUACUCCUGGUGCUGUGGUAGGAGUUUACACUUCAUAUAUGGGAACACAGCAGUACUACACCAUUCCUUCUUAUGAAAACCCGGAGUUUGCCCAAUCAUAAUUCCCAAUGGUAAUGCGAAAUGAAUCUGAUAUUGUGGCAAACAGUAAAACUCCAUUCUUUGUUAGUUCCUUUUCUUCUGCUAAUAUAGCUUAAAGCCAGGGUGAAUAGGAAAGCAACACAUAUCAUCAUUCUGCAUGAAGUGGAUUGCUUGAGUAGUUAGAUUUGGAGUUUUUAAUGAUAUUCUUGAAAAUCUAUCUGUGGGGGAAUAAUAUAGGUUACUAAUAAUU